AUGCUUAUAUCCCCUCGCUGUCACCCGCAUCUCUGCACUCCCUGCACUCUCGCAUCCCGCUCUUCCCGCAUAUUCUUCGCUCUCUGCCCAGCAAUCAUCAUCAUCCAUGCACCGUGCACCAUCGACCUAACAUACCACAUCUCAUCCCGUUCCCGCAUAUUUAUCCCUCUUGAUUAUUCCUCCGUCUGGCCGCGGCUACCGGUUUUCGAUUUUCCUUUUCGUUCUCCUGAAGUGUACCACUACCUCUGCGACGACUACGACCUCAACCACGACGUACCCCUUCAUGCCAUGUCAUUUCUGUUCUGUUGUUUUUGA
Molecule: messenger RNA, 315 nt
Organism: Cyclocybe aegerita
Lineage: Eukaryota; Fungi; Basidiomycota; Agaricomycetes; Agaricales; Hemipholiotaceae
Source: the annotation of a GenBank genome assembly